AUGGAGGAGGCUGAGGAAGAAGAGGAGGAUGAGCUCCCCAUGUACCAAGAGCACUACAAUGCUCUCUUCUCCAUGGACUUUGUGGAGACUAAGUACCCACAUGAUGACACCAUGAGAGAUCUUGGGAUCUUUGAGGAUGUGGAGUUGGUGCUCAAGAACAUGCAAUUGGGGAAGUUCUUCUCUCACCGCAUGGAGUCUUACAAGGAGUUGACUUGUGAGUUUUUGGCAUCGAUGAAGCAUCACGAGUUUGAUGAGCUCGAUCGAGCUGAGUUGGACCAAGGCUGGGGGCUGCCUAGAUCAGAAGUCCAUGUGCUUAGAUAUGUCCACAAGGCUCUUGCAAACACCUUCUUUGCAAGGAAAGCCACUGGAACAAUCAAUGAGGGAGAAGUGAAGCUCCUUACCAUGGGAAUCAAGCCCAUCAUCUCACGCACAAGAGAUGGGAAGAAGAUCAGAGGAGACAGGGCACACGCAGGGAAUCUCAUGCCUCUCCUUGAGCAGCUCCAAGCCUACAAGGUCACAACUUACAACACUAGGCACCAAAGAGGAAGAAAGCUUAGUGUUGGAGGGGUGAUCACACCAAUCCUUUGUGCAGCAGGAGUUCAAUUGGACAAGAGAAGGUGUACUCCACCAGGUUGGAUGGACAUCAAGUUUUGCAAGACCAACCUCCUCAUUGAGCACAAGGAGUUGGAUGGGAGAUUCCAAUUCAAGUUCACCCACCCCACGGCUGGACUCUCCAAGCUUCUCCUGCCCAACCCUGAGCUCACCACGGUCCUAGGAGGUAGAACAUUGACUUCAGACCCCCUGUGUACACUUUGGUUGGGCAUGAAGCGGAUUUCGUGCUCGAUCGAGCUGAGGAUCGAGCUGAGAUUCAGCUGA
Messenger RNA from Microthlaspi erraticum, 876 nucleotides. The record is from the annotation of a GenBank genome assembly. Lineage: Eukaryota; Viridiplantae; Streptophyta; Magnoliopsida; Brassicales; Brassicaceae.